ACACCUUCUGCACUUCGGCCAGACAGACGGCAGACAAGCUUGGCAUUGGUGUCUUUUUGUGUUUGCGUUGCUAUCAAAACUUUAAAGAAGAGAUGGAACUCAAGUACCUCAUCUGUCAGCUAGUGUUAGCCUCGCUUGCUGUGAUAGACGCCAAAGCGGUCCCAGAAAAAAAUGACGUCGAAACCACUAAAAAAGUUGGAAAAAACAAACUUCCCGACUGGGCCCUUCAAGUUGGUUCCGCUAACAAAAUGACAGAUCCUAAGAAGUUUCACGGAAAAGACGUUGCUCUAGAUGAAUUGGAAAAUGACGAGGAUGAAGAAUUAAAAAAGAAGGCUCCCAGGAGGAAGAUAUCAGAAAAAUUGAAAAAACACCAGUCUUCCAAGAAGACGAUGAAAGUGGACAGGGCUAAAAGAUCUGAACAAGAAGUUCCCGUCCAAUACAGAGUCGACAGACGUGAAAGCAGAGACAUGAAGCUGACUGGUACUGAAAAAACACAAGAUUUUAGCAUUGAUAGUUUGCUUGAUGAAGAUUCCUAUCGCAACGGCGAGGAAAUGAUGAAUGGCGACAAACUGCGAUUCCAUGGACAAUUUGAAGUUAAGAAUCAUGAAAAUGGCGAUAUGUUUGGAUUCAGGAUUCCGUUGAUGGAUGGAAACGGAAAUUUUUGGGACGAAGAUGAGACUAGUGAAGAGAAUGACGCUGACGAUGAGUAGUCAUUAUAUUACUGGUGUGCAAUGUUCCUGGUUUGAACAAUUUUGGUGAAUAAAAUAUAUUCAAAACUUUAUUUCACAAA
Messenger RNA from Cloeon dipterum, 790 nucleotides. RefSeq lists its product as uncharacterized. The record is from RefSeq and is a predicted model, not a curated record. Bases 93 to 710 code for a protein of 205 amino acids. The transcript is spliced from 4 exons. Lineage: Eukaryota; Metazoa; Arthropoda; Insecta; Ephemeroptera; Baetidae.